AUGGCGAGGAAACUAGUCCUUGAAGUGCCAGCUUCUCCACUUCAUAAGCUCGCUACGGUGUCAACUAGAAUCCUAAAAACCAACGCCACCGAAACCGUAGAAUGUCCUCCCAUAGCAUUCUGCGAACAUGCGAGCAAACUCAUGACGAGCUCUCUAAUAGGCAACCCACACUGUUGGCCUAUUGGGGCAAUAGCUACCAUUGCUAUAAUAAUAUACAUCCUUGGAACUACCAUAUUAAUAAGCGCAAGGAUCAUAAAGCAGCUGGUAGCCAGUCACCACAACAAUAUAGGCACUGCUCAAGAAAUCGUUGUCAUGAACUCCUUCAAUCCAAGACCGCUGAGCGUCUCCACAAGAGUGACAACAAUGGUGGUUCUACUUGCCAUAUUUAGCAGCUCACAAGCCUGUCAACACGGGUACAUGAGACACACUGUAGAUCUGAUCUGCAACAAUAAAGGGAACUGCUCUUACGAAAGUUCUCUUCAACCACAUCCAAUCGGAACUCUGUAUCAACGCCAGAUACGAAAACAGAACAUUGGAAUGAUAAAAAUCCGACAAAAACCACUCAAAUUGGUGUGCUCGAAAACACUCCUAUUCUUCACACGAGACACGAAGCACAAAAUCUUCCACAAAACAAGAUGUGCAGAGGCAGGAUCCUGUACUCAGAACAGGUGUAAUACCUUGAAACCUCACGAAAACGUAGAGGAACUACAGGUAGCCAACAAAUAUCCGGGAUACUCUGCUUGCGAGCAUACUUGCGGUGGACUAUUAUGUGGAUGCUUUCUGCCUGUACAAGCAUGUUCAUUCAUCAGGGUCGCCCAAAUACCGAUAUCGAAAUCAGUGUAUGAGGUCGUCAGUUGCAAAGACUGGACACCCUUAAUCGAAUUCGAAGUAGAAUUCAAAGUCCAUAAUAUGGAACAACACAGGGAAUUCACUCUCAUGCCUUACGUCACACAAUCGCAUGAAGAGAUAGCUCUCACAGUGAUAUCAAUUCAGAGACCAACUGCAUCCCUAUUCGAUCAGCGCUUUGCAGUCUCACAGGAAGAAGCUCUAGUAAUUCCUAACAACUUUGAACUACCAGUGCGCUGCCCCACGGUGAACAUAGCAGCAAAAAACUUUGCCAACUGCAGUAACCAGAUGCUACAAAACGCACAAUCUUGUCAUUGUCCACAACAAGCAAUAAGGGACAUUAGAGCAGAGAUAGAAAAUCGGCUGCCGAUAUACACUCCAUCUCUAGGUCUGAGCUAUGACAAUAUGCAGAUUUGCGCUCACCUCCACGAGAUGCUGAGGGUAACAGCUUGCCCAUAA
Cooperia oncophora is the source of this 1305-nucleotide messenger RNA. The record is from the annotation of a GenBank genome assembly. NCBI's taxonomy places the organism in Eukaryota, Metazoa, Nematoda, Chromadorea, Rhabditida, Trichostrongylidae.